This is a messenger RNA of Lactuca virosa, 1449 nucleotides long. The record is from the annotation of a GenBank genome assembly. NCBI's taxonomy places the organism in Eukaryota, Viridiplantae, Streptophyta, Magnoliopsida, Asterales, Asteraceae.
AUGAUCAUUCUCUUCUUCAUCAAAUGGCAAUUCUUCCCAUCUAAAACCUCAAGAAACCCUCCACCAUCACCACCCCGGUUACCAAUCAUCGGAAACUUCCACCAACUCGGCCCCCUCCACCACCAAUUUCUGCGGUCACUAUCUCUCCGUUACGGCCCACUCAUGCUCAUCCACCUCGGCAACGUCCCGACGGUGGUUGCCUCAUCAGCCGAUGCAGCCCGUGAAAUCAUGAAAACUUAUGACAUCAUCUUCGCAAGUCGACCCGAAUCCAAAUUGAUAAAGAAGCUUCUCUACGAUGGUAAAACCGUGUCCGGAUCCCCAUACGGCGACCAUUGGAGACAGUUAAAAAGCAUCAUGGUGCUCCAGCUUCUGAGCACCAAGAGAGUUCGGUUUUUCCGAUCAGUACGAGAAGAAGAAACUGUCAUCAUGUUGAAGAUUAUACGUGAUUCAAACAACGAGCCGGUGAAUUUAAGCGAUUUGUUCGUGACAUACACCAACAACGUGACGUGUCAGGUGGUGUUAGGGCGGAAGUACGGCGAAGGGGUGAACGGAAAAAAGUUUAAGCAACUUUUGAGGGAUUUCCUCAUAACAUUAGGUUCGUUUGCAGUUGCUGACUUCAUCCCUUGCCUCGCAUGGGUUGACCGUGUCAAUGGUUUUGAUAGUAAGGUGGAAAGAAUCACGAGAGAGAUUGAUGAAUUCGUGGAGGGAGUACUUGAUGAGCAUAAGAAGAAACAGAAAGAUGUUAACGAGCAUGAAAAUUUUGUCGAUAUUUUAUUGGAGAUACAAAAAGACGAUGAAGACAGUGGUAUUCUCAACAAGACUAAUAUCAAAGCACUCCUGUUGGACGCUUAUACCGCCGGAACGGACACCACUGCCACCGUGCUAGAGUGGGUGAUGGCGGAGCUACUCAAACACCCGGCAAUCAUGAAGAAAGUAAAAGAUGAAGUGAGGACGAUAUUGGCCGGAAAAAAUGGCAUCGCGGAGGAGGAUCUUGAGAAGAUGAGUUACCUAAAAGCUGUAAUCAAGGAGACACUCCGGCUCCAUCCUCCGCUGCCUAUGUUAGUUCCUAAUGUUGCUUCAAAAGAUGUUAGAGUUAUGGGGUAUGACAUCAGUAAGGGAACUUUGGUUAUGACGAACGUUUGGGCAAUCGGAAGGGACCCGAAACAUUGGGAUGAACCGGAGGAGUUCCGGCCGGAGAGGUUCUUGGGUUCUAAUAUCGAUUUCAAAGGGCAUGAUUUUGAGUUGAUUCCGUUUGGAGCUGGGAGGAGGAUUUGCCCAGGAAUUGCAUUUGCGAUGGCUACGAAUGAGAAUUUGCUAGCGACUCUUCUGUAUAAGUUCGACUGGAAAUUGGGUAACGGAGUAAAGGAAGAGGAGUUAGAUAUGUCGGAAUCUCCGGGAGUUGCAGUCCGCAAAAGGAUUCCUCUUCUCGCUGUCGCAACUCCGGUUUGA